Molecule: messenger RNA, 2507 nt
Organism: Effrenium voratum
Lineage: Eukaryota; Dinophyceae; Suessiales; Symbiodiniaceae
Source: the annotation of a GenBank genome assembly
AUGGCGAUGGCCGGCCUGUGCUCCGAUGGGCGCGGCAUCAUCCUGGUGACCUGCCUGGGCGCCUACUUCUUGUCAAUGGCCAUGAUCUACCAGAUGAGUCCCUUCUUUGAGGUCUACGCGCGGGAAAGCUGCGGCGCCAGCACCGUGACGGUGGGCUUCAUCUUCGCCGCGAUGCCGGCUGCCAGCUUCCUCGGGAACUUGGCCAUGGACGGCCUGAUCCGAAGAUUCGGAGUGGAAGUGAUGAUGAACUUCGGGCUCAUCCUGCUGGCGGUGAGCUCUUUGGGCUUUGGAUUAUCCAAGGGUGUCCCGGCAUGGCUCUGCUGGCGUGCCAUGCAGGGCCUUGCCACCGCCCCCAUCUACACCUCCAUCAGCACCCGACUGGCGCGGAGCUUCACGGGCACUGACUUCCAUCGCGUGGUGGGCUUGCAGGAAGUCUGCGGCAACGUUGGGGUCACAGUUGGCCCCUUGCUGGGCGGAAUUCUUUUCCAGUAUGGCGGCUUCUCCUUGCCCUUCAUCAGCAGCGCCGGUCUGCACCUGCUCUUUGUGGGCAUCUCUUUGAGUUCCUUGCUUUGCAAGACUCCAAAGGACUCCGACCCAGAGGCGCCCGCACCAGAGGCGGCCGGUCCGGCCGGUCCGGUGGUCCCGGUGCCAAGUGGCGUGGAAGCCUCGGACGGUGUCACCAUUUGCUCCGUGGCCAGCGCACGACUGCUGCUGCUGGCGGGGAUUCCCACCUUGUGCCUCGGGGUUUGGGGCGGCUUCGAGCCGCUGCUGGCGCAUCAUUUCGUCGGAGUGUUGGGGGAGAUUGACCACACCUUGAUCGGCUUCUUGAUGUCGCUGUCGGCGAUUCCCAGCACCUUUGCCGCCAUGGUGGUGCCUAACUUGUUGAGACGCUUCAAGGCGAAAUUGCUCAUGGCUGGCGGCUUGAUGAUCUACGGCUUGGGCUGCUUUUCUCUGGGCAGCUGGGGGUUUCUGAGUGCUUGGGCUUCUCAGAUUGCAGGUCUUCUGCUCAUCGGUUGCGGCUGGGGGCUGUGCUGGACCCCCGUGUUGCCAAGCAUGUUGGACGCCGCCGCUUCCAAGCACCUCAGCACCAAGUCCGGCGCUGACUUGGAGGCGGCCCGCCACGCGGUGAGCCCUGCGGUGAGCUCCGUCUUCAACGCCGCGGCCGCCCUGGGCGAGGCCGUGGGCCCGCUGCUCGGCACCUGGCUGCUGCCCCACAACUUCCAACUGGGCACCUACGUCAUUGCCAUCUUCCUGGUGGUCUUUGCUUGCUGCACCUUUUGGAGUGAUCCAGGCGGCGAGAGCGUGCCCACGGGCCUGGUGUGGCCAUCCCCGGAGGCCGAGGAGAAGCUGCGAGAGGUGGAUGGCAUCAAGCUGUAUCCCACCCACGCCUGGAAGGAUGACAUGGAGCCGAUCCUCGACUCCAAGGCCAAGCUUGAGGACACGCCGGUGAUCGUUGGCGUGGCCGCUGACUCCGGCUGUGGAAAGUCCACCUUCCUGCGCCGCAUCCUGGGCGCGCUGGGUACCGAGGUGCAGCCCGGGCACACGGCCAUUGGGGACAUGAUGACCGUGAUCUGCCUGGAUGACUACCACACCAACGACCGCGCCGGAAGAAAGGCCACGGGGCUCACGGCGCUGGACGCCCGGGAGAACGACUUCGACCUGAUGGGCGUGCAGAUCGAGGCCCUCAAGAAGGGCAAGGCCGUGUACAAGCCCAUCUACAACCACGACACCGGCAACAAGGACCCUCCGGAGCUCAUCGAGCCCAACAAGGUGAUGGUGUUCGAAGGCCUCCACCCCAUCUACGACGAGAAGGCUCGUUCUCAGCUGGACCUCGCCAUCUACAUCGACAUCGUGAACGACGUGAAGUUCGCCUGGAAGGUGCAGCGCGACGUGGAGGAGCGCGGCUGGACCGAGGAUCAGGUGCGCGAGGACAUCGAGAAGCGCUUGCCGGACUUCUCCAAGUACGUGGACCCGCAGAAGGCCAACGCGGACGUGGUGCUGCGUUACGAGCCUUCGGAUCAGGGCCUGCCAUACCUCAAGGUGAAGCUGAUCCAGAAGAAGGGCGGCAACUUCCCCAUGGUGACGUUGAAGAAGGACCUGGAGCUCAAGGGUUCCAAGCCAGGAGCCACGCUGAAGAUGUACGAUGACGACUGGUUCGGCAACGAGGUGACGGUGGUGGAGAUGGACGGGGAGAUCGACAUGGAGAACAUGGAGGAGCAGCUCCAGGAGAUCGAGUCCAACAUGGAGGGCCUGGGCGCCAAGAAGGAGGGUGAGUUCACUGAGGCGAUGGUGUCCCUGAAGAGCAGCCCCGGGUCCCAGAACGGCACCGGCAUGCUGCAGACCGUGAUCGCUAUGAAGGUGAGGGAGAUCUAUGAGAAGAUCACUGGCAAGGUCGCGAGCAUGGCGUAGAGCUUCGGCCCCGAGUGCGCCGGGGUUGAGAGCCCGACCAUACGGCUGCCACGCACCCCCGAGUGCGCACAUUGGAAAAGCCGCCCGCCAAUCUGGGA